Messenger RNA from Spirodela intermedia, 273 nucleotides. The record is from the annotation of a GenBank genome assembly. Lineage: Eukaryota; Viridiplantae; Streptophyta; Magnoliopsida; Alismatales; Araceae.
AUGGGCAGCGGCGGAGGCGGGCUGGUGUGGGCGACGGCGGAGGACCUGACGAGGAACCGAGGGCGUGUGUUGUCCCUCUACCGUCAGAUCUUGAGAUGCCUCAACUCACCGGAGCUCCCUCUCGGAGGCCUCGCCGCACGGCUGGCGAAGAAGGCGGAGGUUCGCACCAUCUUCAUGCUCGGAUCCGAGGAGCGCUCCCUCCACAACAUCGCCGACCUCGUGGACGCUGCCGAGUACUCCCUUUCCUUCCUCAAGAAGGGCCGCCUCCCCUGA